CACAACAUUCAGAACGCGACUCCGUUUACACACAGCCGCAGAAGAAGAGAUUCGGUUUAUUCUCGUUUCUGUGUUUUACUGACACGCAAAAAUACAAUUAAAUAUUAGCAGUAUUAGCAGCCGUUGUUCCCCGCUCAUCUCAGUGACGUGUAGCGCCGUGCUCGCUACCGCGUCUGCCUGCUGCAAGUGAGCGCGUUGCGCGGGUGUGUGAGUGCAGUGAGUGCGCGCGCGUCGUGGCCGGGGCUCUUGAGCAGCACGCGACCGUGUCCCGUUGAACGGCUGUCAUGUCCAAACUGGAGCAGAUUCUGAUCCUCGACCCACCGAGCGACCUCCGCUUCAGAGGACCUUUCACAGAUGUGAUAACCACCAACCUGAAGCUGAAGAACCCGUCUGACAGAAGAGUAUGUUUCAAAGUGAAGACCACAGCUCCUCGCCGCUACUGCGUGCGGCCCAACAGCGGCAUCAUCGACCCGGGCGCUACGGUCACUAUCUCAGUGAUGCUCCAGCCGUUUGAUUAUGACCCGAAUGAGAAGAGCAAACACAAGUUUAUGGUGCAGACCAUCUUUGCGCCGUCCGGCGUAUCGGACCUGGAGGUGAUGUGGAAAGAUGCCAAACCUGAUGACCUGAUGGACUCUAAGCUGCGCUGUGUGUUUGACAUGCCUUCAGAGAAUGACAGAAUGAACGAACAGGAAUCCAGCAAAAGCACUGCUGUUCUCAACGCGUCUAAAGCGGACGGCACGUCAGGAGCCAAACCCAGCUGCUUGUCUAUGGACGACACUGAGAUGAGGAAACUGGUGGAUGAGUGCAAGAGACUGCAGACAGAAGUGGGAAAACUGUUCGAAGAAAACCGCCAGCUUAAGGAUGAAGGACUGAGGAUGAGGAGGGCCAAUCAGUUCGACACCUCCGCUUCGAAGCCUUCAGCGAUGCUGAGCAAAGACCCCGCCUCCAAAUCCCUGCCGUCACUGCUGGUCGUCAUCGCCGCCAUAUUCAUCGGCUUCUUCCUGGGAAAGUUUGUGUUGUAGGGCAUCGGCGUCCUCGUUUCCCGGGCUUGGCGAGCAUCGCGUGCGUUCCUGUCGAUAACCGUCGCGUCAGUGCCGACGUGCCCCAAAGCGACGGCAAUACAUGUGUCUGUGUACAAGAUCAUUCAAACGGGCCUUGCCUUUCUCACACGGUUAGUACACACACAAACAAACAAACAAACAAACAGACACACACACACACACAAACACGAGAGGAUGGUCGGGUUCUCCUGUUAUUCUGCUUUCUGUGGUUCCGGGUGGGUUUUUCUGGGGUCGGGGAAGAAGAAGAAACUGUCCAUUUGUCAAAACCUCAUUAGCAGCCCUGUACAGGGCACCGUGUGUAGAGACCUUCAUGGAAAUCUAUGAAUAAAUAAAAGGAUGUGUUUUCUUCCUCUCUGUGGUUUUAUUAAGAGUUUAAUGGAAUGUUUUAAGUGUCAUGUACAUGUUCAUUGUGAUUUUGAUUCUUUUGACAAAAAAAUGGGAAAUGCAGAUUCGUAAUAAACAAAAAACAAACCAGUCGUCUUUGCUACUUGUUGCUGGAUGAAACACUGAAUUUCACAUUGAUUUACUGAAUGUGAUGAGGUCGGAUGGAAAAAUGUGUCUCCUGUGUUUAUGUUUUUCCUCACAAUCUCCACUGACACCAACAUUGAUUUCAAUCAUUUCAUUGAGUUUUUCUUUAUGCAAAUUAUAUGUAUCUAAUUGUGAGGCAACUUGACUGAAUACAGAUCAGCUUUUACAGUCCUGUGGUAUUUAACAUUGCUUCAAUAAAAUGU
This is a messenger RNA of Triplophysa rosa, 1792 nucleotides long. It is a transcript of the gene vapa, whose product is annotated as VAMP (vesicle-associated membrane protein)-associated protein A. Bases 285 to 1022 code for a protein of 245 amino acids. The record is from RefSeq and is a predicted model, not a curated record. Gene Ontology annotation, molecular function: FFAT motif binding. NCBI's taxonomy places the organism in Eukaryota, Metazoa, Chordata, Actinopteri, Cypriniformes, Nemacheilidae. Gene Ontology annotation, cellular component: endoplasmic reticulum membrane; plasma membrane. Gene Ontology annotation, biological process: neuron projection development. The transcript is spliced from 6 exons.